CUUUGUUUGAUAACAAUUGAUAUUUAAUAUUUAUUGGUGUAUCAAUGUUUAAAGGAAUUUGUCGAGAGACACAUAACGGAAAUAUGGUUACUAAAAUUUUGAAAAUACCUAAAUUUUUUACGUGUAUUAGAAACUUUAGUAGUGAAAAUGUGUUAGUGGAAGUAAAUAAUAAAACAAACACGGCUAUAUUGAGAUUGAGUAGACCACCUGUAAACGGUUUGAAUUUAGAAGUUCUAAAUGAGUUUGAAAGUUUAUUGAGCCAGUUAGAACAGCAGAAAGUUAAUGGAGUUAUUAUCACAUCUAACAAAGAAGGUAUAUUAACCGGAGGCAUCGAUAUAGCCGAGUUGCAAACUAUCGACCAAAGAAGAUUAAAAAAAUAUUGGACGACUUUCAGAGACACAUUCUUAAAACUUUACAAUACACCCCUGUUGACAGUUGCCGUUAUAAAUGGUCAUUCCCCAGCUGGUGGUUGUUUAUUUUCCACAGCUUGUGACUACAGAGUGAUGACAAGAAAUUACAAUAUCGGAGGAAAUGAAACUCAAUUAGGAUUAGUCGCUCCUAUAUGGUUUAUGGAUAGAGUUGCAGAUCUCAUAGGACAUCGUCAAGCGGAAUUGGCCUUCACCCAAGGCAAACUCUUUUCGACAGAUGAGGCCCAUAAACUAGGUUUAAUAGAUGAAAUUGUUGAAAAUACAGCUGAAGGCCUGAGCAAGGCUCAAAUUAUAAUUAACUCUUUCGCUAAUGUUCCGAAAAAAGCACGAGAAAUCAGUAAGAGGUUCACCAGGCAGCAAUUUUUGGAUAAGAUGAUUAGAGAUACUGACGAUGAUAUUAGACACUUUGUUAAUCAUAUUGGAAGUAACGAAACUCAAAAAAUAAUAGAACAAUACAUGCAAAAAUUGAAAAGUAAGAGGUUCUAAAAGUCCCGACGGGAUUACAAACAAGUAAAGUUAGAUAUUUUUAUGGAUUCUGUGAAUUUUUAGUUGUAUACAUUUUUAUAUUUGAAUUUAUUUUGUCAGAAAUAUUCUAAUAAAAAGACUGAUGGCA
Messenger RNA from Psylliodes chrysocephalus, 1041 nucleotides. The record is from the annotation of a GenBank genome assembly. Lineage: Eukaryota; Metazoa; Arthropoda; Insecta; Coleoptera; Chrysomelidae.